AUCGAAUUUAUCCCAAGCAAAGCUAGUUCCUCAGCAAUCAUCACGCCUGCAUUUCCAUUCUCCUCCUUUUAAUUUCAACGAGGACUGUUUUUUUUUUUGUCUUUUUUGCGUUACGCGGCACACAUCUGGUAGUUCCGAUCGUGGUCAAAGCAGUUAAAAAUUGCAAAAUACUACUAACCCAGUGCAGUUAUAUAUCGUGAUGAGCAGUAAAACCGGUAGUACCUUUUCCGGGUCUAUAAAUACUAGCUAGGCGCCUUCCUUCCUUAAACAAGCAAUAAUCGAGGUCAGCAAAGUUGCGUAGCUUCCCCGGCCGGCCGGUUGCGCUCCGACAGAUGGCAUCCAAGGCCGUCCUCCUCUUUGCGGCCGCCGUGGUCGCGGCGGCGUGCGCGCUCGGCACCUCGGAGGCGAGGCUCGGCAAGCUGGGCCGGCUCGUCAUCACCGGCGUCGUGCCCUGCAACACCGGCAGCCUCAUCGACAUCGCCACCUCGCCCGCGUUCCCGAACGCGGACGUGGAGCUGCGGUGCGCGGGCAAGGUUGUGGCCGGCGCGACCACCAACACCAACGGGACCUUCGCCAUGGAGCUGGACAUGACGAGCGCGCUGGCGGCGUUCAUCGGCGGGUGCACGCUGGUGGUGGACACGCCGCUCAUCAAGUGCAACGCCGACCUCACCGACGUCGGGAGCCUCGUCUCCCACCUGCAGGGCCCGCUCACGCGCCUGCUCGGCGGCAUCUUCCACCUCUUCCCCGCCGGAUUCUCGUUCCACUCCCGGCGAGAUUGAUGAGGACGAUGCUAGCUAGCUGGAUCGUCGAUCUCAGCGUGCAUGCAUCUCACAUGUCAAGUUCUCUCGUCUCGUCUGUAAUAGUUGCAUGCUGUACUUGUACUCUACAGUGGAUAAUGGUGAUCUCUGUAAGUCAAAAGGUUGUUCCUUGUUGUGGGAGAUGCAAAGGUUUCUAGGUACACAUAUAUACUACGCAAGAUUACUAGUAUAUCAUCAAGUAGCAACCAAACUACAGUAAAUAGUUGGGACAGAUGUCACACUAUAUAUUACUAUUACUAUACCACAUAUAAUUUAAGAAGCUUAUUGGCAGCAGCAGUCCUGCUACCUACUAUUAACCGCA
Panicum virgatum (switchgrass) is the source of this 1119-nucleotide messenger RNA. Its product is annotated as phylloplanin-like. The transcript has 2 exons. The record is from RefSeq and is a predicted model, not a curated record. NCBI's taxonomy places the organism in Eukaryota, Viridiplantae, Streptophyta, Magnoliopsida, Poales, Poaceae. The coding region runs from base 333 to 779 and encodes 148 amino acids.